UUUCUAUACGACAUUCAAUUACAAUUGCAAAGACCACGUUGAAGACGAGAGUUUCUACUCGUUUUCUAUUCAUAGAGUUACAUCGAUCCCAUUCUCCAUUCUCCCCUUUUGAUUUCUGAGUCCCUUUUUUGUUCGCGAGUAUAGCUUUGUUGAAGGGAACCUCCAUCUACAACACCUCCUUGCUGAAAUUAUGAUUCUUCAACACUGAAGGAAUCAAAAUUAUGCUGAAGAGAGGAAGAAAUAUGAAUAUCUUUGCUCUCACAUUAGUUUUUUGCUUCUUCCUUCCCUUUCUCUAUGCAAGACCCCAAGAAAAUGACGGAUUCUCUCAUUCAGAACCCACUAAUUGGACUAACAGAAAAAUAGUGGACGCCAAAGGAGGACCUCAAUCUCUGAUUUGGGUGGUUCAGCUCUCUGAUCUCCAUUUCAGUGUUCACCAUCCCGACAGAGCUCUCCAAUUCAGGGACUUUGUUGGGCCUGCUCUUGCCACGAUCAAUCCUUCCCUCGUUCUUAUCACCGGUGAUCUCACAGAUGGCAAAAGUAAGGACUUGUUAACAAUGAUACAAAUUGAGGAGGAAUGGAUUGAAUAUCAAAAUGUAAUGGAAGAAGUUAUAACACAAAGUGGACUAGACAAAAGCAUCUUCUUUGACCUCAGAGGAAAUCAUGAUAAAUUUGGUGUUCCGACUGUUGGUGGUUCGUUUGAUUACUUUUCAAACUAUAGCAUCAGUGGGCAGCUGGGAAGAAAUGCAAAUGUGUAUAGUGUCACUCUUCAGGAUGGUCAAGAGAAGUACCUCUUUGUUGGAUUUGACAGCACCAUGUCUGUUGGUUUGAGAGGGCCAUCAAAUGUCUUUGGGCAUCCAACUGAUCAGCUAUUAACUGACUUAGAUUUGGAACUCUCUCAAUGGGAUUCGUCGGCAACUGAUCCAGUAACUAAGAUUUCCUUUGGGCAUUUUCCUCUCUCAUUCUCAGCUUCCACCCUCUCAGGAAAGAGUCUGAGAGAUACAUUUUUGAAACAUUCUUUAUCAGCUUACUUAUGCGGGCAUCUCCAUACAAGGUUUGGCAAAAACUUGAAGAGGCAUCAUCAUUCAAAUUCUAAUUUUUUGUUACAGAAUUUUUUCCAGUUUAAUGUGCACGAAAUAUCUUCUGGAAGUAUCGCCAACUGUUCACUUGAAGCUCCACCAGUUCAAGAAUUCUGGGAGUGGGAGAUGGGUGACUGGAGAAAGAGUAGGGCCAUGCGAAUUUUGGCCAUUGAUGGUGGUUAUGUGUCAUAUGUUGACAUUGACUUUAAGACAGAAAUUAAGAAAACUAUUUUGUUACCAACAUUUCCAUUAGAUUCACGUUUCAUGUCAAGAUCUUCAUCACCUUAUGAAUAUAAAUGCCAUUUUGUGGCUUCUUCAGCUUAUGAAAAUAUAAGAUCACUUGUUUUUUCUAGUUCUUCUAUUGUAUCUGUGGUGGCUAGAAUAUACGACUCUAAUCCUGGAACUCUCAGUUUGAUUCUAGAAGCACCUAUGAGUAGAAUGCCCGUAGAUAAUAUCUCAAGAGGAGAUCUUUACACUGCUCCAUGGAAUUACAAAGCCUUUGAAGAUCCAUCUCCUGAUAGAUAUUAUUUGCAAAUAGAAGCAAUUGAUAUUGCAGGAAGGUCAACUUUAUCUGACUUGAGGCCAUUUUCUAUCAAUGGUCUGACUGCAAAGGUGUCCUGGACAUGGAACGAGUUCAGGGUUAUGGGAAUUCAAUGGGCUGCCUUAUAUUACCCAGUACUCUGGUCGACUCUGUUUAUAAUGCUUUCAAUGCUAAUUCUGCCAAAAGCAAUUCUUAUUUUUUCAAAGAAGCAGUACACUUACAACAAUUUGAAGCUGAAUAGGAGCUUUCUGAAUUGCAUGGCAUGGGCUAUACAGGAGCUUAGCAAGAUACCCAUGGUAUGGUUCUGCAUUGUAGGUUACCUAAUCUACCUUAUAUCAUUUCCAUGGUUCAUUGGGAAAGUCUUCACAGAUGGAAAGGACUGGGGAUACAUGACCUAUAUGGGAUGGGUGGUCAAAACUUCGAAUAAAUCAGAGAAAUAUAGAUAUAUUGGUUCUCCAGAUAUAUUGGUGGUGGUUCUUUCCCAUCUUCUUUUUGUGGUUUACCCUGCUAUUUUCAUCAUGGUUGUUAUUGCUGUUGAAAGAGGAGUCUAUGUGGACCAUUUCCUCUCUCUUUUGGCAAAGAAAGAAGAUGAUUAUGACUACAAUAAUAAGAGGCCUGAAUCAUUUGACUUGAAAAGCAGUGGAAGGUUUAGUUUUUUGUUUAGAUGGAGGUGGAUACGGAAAUUUCUUCUGAUCAUUUGUGCACUUGUAUGUUGGAAGCAUUUUUUGAUAUUCUGCAGAAGAAGUCCCCUAGCAAGUGCCUUCUGCCUUUGGUUUGCCCUCUUUGUAUGGAGGCCAAUGAGACUCUACUCCACCUCUUUUUGCUCUGAUCCUUUACAUCCUUCUGCUGGAAUAGUCUUUUUUCCAUCCUCAAUAUUGCUUGGGUUUUUGAUGGAUCCCUUAGUUCCUCGGUGCUUCAGCUUCUGGAGGGUUCGUCUCUACCAAAGAAGCCUUGGUUAAUAUGGAUAAAUCUGUCUAAAGCUCUUCUUGCUGAAUUAUGGUUUGAGCGAAACCAAUGGAUUUUUCACGAUAAGGAAAGACCAAGAUCAGAAAUUAUUUGCUCCUCAGAGUGUAAUGCGGCAGCUUGGUGUUCUUUAAACAAGGAGUUUGUGAAUUACUCCAUUGAAGAUAUCUGUCUCAAUUGAGCUGUUUUCCUCUCUCGACCAGUCCUUUAGCUUCCGUUAGUGACUUCGUCUGCAAUUUUCACAGCUUGGUUUCUCCCCUUUGGCAAGCCUCCUUCUGAGUUUAAUUCGUUUUGUUUUUUGAUUACACAGUAGCUGUUUUUAGGCUCUGUUUCUGUACUGUUUUGGUUCAGUGUUUUCUAUUAUUUCCUUUGUCUCGGCCUCCUGUAUUAAGCUGAACACUGAUUAUUAAUAUUUUGUUUUUCAUUCUGGUUUUAAUUGGGAUAUGAUAUAUGAUAUUUUGGUGCUAAGGGGUGUCAACCUAGUUGAGAUGUUCGGGUGCGCCUCCUGAUCCCCUUGCUUUUUGCUCUCUAGGCUUCUUUGUUACACUCAUUGUAUAACUCUCUUGUACCUUGAGUUCUAUUAUUAAUAAAGAAGUUUGUCUCUGUUUCAAGAAAAA
Messenger RNA from Cucumis melo (muskmelon), 3197 nucleotides. Its product is annotated as putative metallophosphoesterase At3g03305. Gene Ontology annotation, molecular function: hydrolase activity. The transcript has 4 exons. The record is from RefSeq and is a predicted model, not a curated record. NCBI's taxonomy places the organism in Eukaryota, Viridiplantae, Streptophyta, Magnoliopsida, Cucurbitales, Cucurbitaceae. Bases 222 to 2576 code for a protein of 784 amino acids.